Cheilinus undulatus (humphead wrasse) is the source of this 4758-nucleotide messenger RNA. It is a transcript of the gene rufy2, whose product is annotated as RUN and FYVE domain containing 2. Gene Ontology annotation, molecular function: metal ion binding. The record is from RefSeq and is a predicted model, not a curated record. NCBI's taxonomy places the organism in Eukaryota, Metazoa, Chordata, Actinopteri, Labriformes, Labridae. Gene Ontology annotation, cellular component: cytoplasm. The transcript has 20 exons. Bases 364 to 2466 code for a protein of 700 amino acids.
CUCCCCCAGCAGGGGGCGGCACGUCCCCAACAUGGCAGCCCUGAUGGCAGCCACCAAAAUCAUGACGUAGUGCUCCUUUUGUGUGUCUUGUGAGCCUUUUGACACCGCCCCUCCAGCGGGUGUAGCGGCACGGGCAGAAAUCUGUCUGUUGGGUCUGCAAGCUGUAAACAAAUCUCUACAAACGCUGAAAUGGACGAUAAAGAGUUUCUAAAUAUCUGGAGCAGCUGUCCGUCCUGUCACCGCCGCUGACGGCCACCAUGUAGACGGACGCCUACGUUCUCCUUUCAGAGACCGAUGCGUGGUUUGUUUUUACACUAACUAGACCUGUCAGCGCUUCCGCCGGUGAUAACACAGGUACUGAACAUGGCAUCGCCUGCAGACCACGACCUGACUCUGUCCGAAGUGGACAGCAACAAGGAGAAGACCCAGGUGUUUGGCAUUUUAAGGCUGCAAGAGGAGAAAUCUGCUGUUGGAGAUAAAGCUAACAGUAGCAGCAGUGCCCGAGGAGGAGGAGACGGGCGAUGGCAGGCUCCUAUCUUUGCCUUGGCCAGGAAAGCAUCCGAGACCAUUUCAGGGAGCAUUCACGUCCUGCCCAAAGUGUCUGAGCACAGGACUUCUUUGCCAGGGGACUGGACCGUCCAAGCCAUGCGAGACCCCAUGGCCAUGGAGCGAGCCAACCUGCUGAACAUGGCCAAGCUAAGUAUCAAAGGCCUGAUCGAGUCUGCUCUGAGCUUUGGAAGAACACUGGACUCAGACUACCCUCCUCUGCAGCAGUUUUUUGUUGUCAUGGAGCACUGCCUCAAGCACGGCCUCCGAGUGAAGAAGUCCUUCCUGGGCUUCAGUAAGUCUCUGUGGGGUCCUUUGGAGCUGGUGGAAAAACUGUGCCCUGAAGCAGCAGAGAUCUCGGCCUCUGUACGAGACCUGCCAGGACUGAAGACUCCUUUAGGCCGGGCCAGAGCCUGGUUACGCCUCGCUCUAAUGCAGAAACGGCUCGCUGACUAUCUUCGUCUUCUCAUCACCAGAAAAGAUCUAUUAAGUGAUUUCUAUGAGAAUUCAGCGCUGAUGCUGGAGGAGGAGGGAGCCGUGAUCGUGGGCCUGCUGGUGGGCCUGAACGUCAUUGAUGCUAACCUGUGUGUCAAAGGCGAGGACCUGGACUCUCAGGUUGGGGUGAUCGACUUUUCCAUGUACUUGAAGAAUGACAUUGAUGAUUACAGAAGUGAAGAGAGGAACAGUCAGAUAGCAUCCAUCUUGGAUCAGAAGAACUAUGUGGAGGAGCUGAACAGGCAACUGAACUCCACAGUUCAUGGUCUUCAAGGCAGAGUGGACUCUUUAGAGAAGUCUAACUCUAAACUCAUAGAGGAGUUAGCCAUAGCCAAGAACAACAUCAUCAAACUGCAGGAGGAAAACCAGCAGCUGAGGAGUGAAAAUAGUAUCAUCCUGCUGAAGGCACAACAACAGUUAGAGGUAACACAGGGUGAUGUGUCUGUGGAGAGAGAUACAUACAGGCAGUCACGCCAGGGUUUGGACGAGAUGUACAACGAGGCUCGAAGGCAACUGAAGGAGGAGUGUCAGCUCAGACAGGAUGUGGAGAAUGAGUUGGUGGUCCAGGUGUCAAUGAAACAGGAGAUGGAGUUGGCUAUGAAACUUCUGGAGAAAGAUAUUCAUGAAAAACAGGAUACACUAAUCGGACUGAGACACCAACUGGAUGAAGUCAAAGCCAUCAAUGUAGAGAUGUACCAGAAGAUGCAGUCAUCUGAUGAGGAGAUGAAGAAGAAAAACAAUAUGAUCAGCCGUCUGGAGGAGAAGACCAAUCAGAUCACUGCCACCAUGAAGCAGCUGGAGCAGAGAUUACAGGAGGCAGAGAGGCACCGCAGCUUGGCCGAGGAGGGAACCAGACGCUUCAAGCUGGACUUUGCUAACAAGGCGGACAGCCUGCAGCGGCAGAUCGAACACAGAGAGAGGCAACUCCAGCAGCUGGAGACAGACCUGAAGAUAGAGAGGGAGUGGAGGCAGACAUUACAAAAUGAUCUGGACAGAGAGAGGGACACGGUGUCUCAGCUCAGCACAGAGGCUCUACAGAUCAAUGGGCUGAAAAAGGAGUUUCAUCGUCUUCAAGAUGAAAACAUUCAGCUGAAAUCCAUCUGUGAGGAUCAAGAACAGGCACUGGAGGAGCUGGGCUCCAAACUAAGCGAGUCCAAACUGAAGAUUGAAGACAUCAAAGAAGCAAACAAAGCCCUUCAGGGGGGUCAGGUUUGGCUGAAGGACAAAGAGGCCAGCCACUGUAAGCUGUGUGAAAAAGAGUUUUCCAUAUCGAGACGAAAGCACCAUUGUAGGAACUGUGGGGAGAUUUUCUGUAACAGCUGCUCAGACAACGAGCUCCCUCUCCCCGCCUCGCCAAAACCAGUCCGAGUCUGUGACACGUGCCAUGCCCUCCUCCUUCAGCGCUGCUCCUCCAAUCCAACGUGAAGGAGUUCAAUGCUUCUGUUAGUACUGCCUCAAACAAUCUGAGACCAGAUGCAUAAAAAUCCCCACCCUCAAAUCCUCUGUUAGAUCCAUGACUCAGCUCCUCUCAACAUGAUGUUUGCUGCUAGAAUCAGAACAUUUGCAUCAACAUUUAGAGCAUCAAACUUGCACAGACAAACAAUGAAGAGCAUCUGCAUCAUUCAUACCUCACUGUUGAAUGUGGCUUUUUUUUUUUACAUCAAGAGGCUGUUUGUUCACCAUAACAUUGGCCAAAUUGUCUUCACUUCAUGAGAGACAAAUUUCUGUUAUGAAAUCACAAGCAAUCACUACUGCUGAUAAUCAAACUCCAAUUUAAGAUUUCACCAUUGGUUUGCAGUGAAAUGCUGCACGGAACAAGCAAAGAGAGCCCCACAAAUAAUGGAUACACUUUAUAAAAUGCAAUGUACUCCCCAACUAAGUUGAGAAACAGUGAAGGACUUAAUUUCCAUUGUACAUCCAGGGUGCAGGGCACAGCAGGAACAAACAGCUGGACUGUUUGGCUGGUAAUGCACAUUUUCAGGAAGUUGUAGGCUUUGAGCUAUCUGACCUUUUAGUUUUCUGAGUAGUAGUCACAUUCAAACCCAGUCUCUUUAAAGCACAACUGUGGCUCAUAGACUGCAUAUAAAGAUGAAUAAAUACAUAAAGAUUAUGUAGAAGUACAAAUGAUGUGGACAUAUGUAUGUGACCUGCAGUACAUACUCAAACCAAUCAGUGUGUCAAGUUUUAAGUUUAAAGGGAGGGGAAAGUUCAGUUUUGAAACAAGGAACAACUUUGAAGUGAAACUGCACUGACUGAUGAGCACUACAGCUACAAUUUGGUCACUUUUCUUACACAGUCCUUUAGUCCUAUGAGGUACUGCUUUAUUAUAAAGUACUGUAGCCUUCAACUGUGUACUGGAAGCAAAACAGAUGAGAUGAAGUCAUGUAUACAUUCAGCACUGUGGCCUUGUUACUGUAACUGCACCUCUGAUGAAUGUGAGAUAGGCACAAAAAGUCAACCCUAUCAGAUGCUAAACUACAAUAUAUAUAAAGGUUAUAGUUAUGCAUUUUAAAUGUGAGUGGGAUAAAAAAGGUUUAGUGCUGAUGGAUUAUCCUAUGAUCAUGGGAAAGUUUUGUUUCAGCCAGAAUACAGACCAGAUAGUCACAUCUGUGCUCCUCACAGUUUAAUGUGCAAUCAAACUUUUCUGCAUCUAGUUCCCCUUUCAAGGGAAGUGAAAAUCUUUUGUUUGUUUUUCUGAGUGUUGGUGCCACUUGUGCCUGUGUUCAGGCAACAGUUAUUCCUGAAAUGUGCUUCUAAAGUUGCCAAAAUAAGUCCAACAUUUCUAGAGACAGUUCCUGCAGAGGGAAAGAGAUUGUAGCAACUGUAGCGUAUACUAGCCAUGGUGGCAGCCUAGAUUAAAGGCACAUUUAACUGUUUGUUGGAGACACUAAAGAAUCAAAAGGAGCAUCAGAUGUUUCAUCUGUUAGCUCUUCUGUUGAUGAACCACUGUUUUCUCACAACGUGACCACUUCACUGAAUGUGGUUUACAGCAGACUAUUAGUGUUACAAACUUCUGACACCACAAAGUAUGAACACUUAGAUUUCCUUUAACAUGAUGUAAAGAUACAUUUAAGAGUAUUUAUAUUUGAUUUUAUGUUUAAGCACAUUUUUUUCAGAAGUUCAGGAACUUGUUGAACUUGAAGUUAUUUGUGCAGAAGCAGACUAUAGAAAGAACCACAUUUUACUGCUGCUCAUUCCUAAGAGGGAAAGUUAAAACGUCUUGUCUUUGUCAAAGUAAUGCUGAUGACUGAUGCCUGCACAUUCUUCAUUGAUGGGUAAUGAUGCAAGUUCCACUGCACAUUCUGGUUUUGUACUUAAAUACAAUGUUUACAACCUGAACCUUUUUUAAGAACUGGAAUUAUUCAUUCCUACAGACAGAUCAGACUAGGGUUACUUUUAACCAGAAUUUGUCCUUUGUCCGAUAUUUUAAAAGCACGACUAAAGCAUAUCAUCAUUACUUUGUACUGAUGGAAAAAGCUUGAAAUGCAGCCAGGUCUGAAGUAUUUUGUACAGUGUCACUCUUGUAGUCCUUACCUUCACUGGGAGCUGUACAGUCUUGAUUGUAUGUUGUAAAUACACAAUGUUGAUAAUCACUGUGGCCCUUUAGUUAAAUAAGACCUGCCAGUUUAAUAUUAAAUCUAUUGCCAACAAUUUGUUGCCUUGGUUGUGUAGCAGUUUCUGAUUAAAUCAAGUUACAGAGAGAAUUUCAUACCUUUA